AUGUCGCAGGCCGGGAGCAUCAGAGCGAUCCCGAAGGCGUCGGUGCACCGCAUCUGUUCGGGGCAAGUGAUUCUGGACCUGGCCACCGCCGUCAAGGAGCUCGUGGAGAACGCACUCGACGCAGGCGCGACCAACGUCGAGAUCCGUCUGCGCGAAUAUGGAGCAGACCUCAUAGAGGUAUCGGACAACGGGUCGGGAGUGCCGAGGGAGUCGCUGCAAGGCCUCACGCGCAAGUAUCACACGUCCAAGCUCGAGAACUUCGACCAGCUCGACGACGUGGGGUCCUUCGGGUUCCGCGGCGAGGCGCUGUCGUCGCUGUGUGCGCUCGGGGACAUCCACGUGGUCACGUGCACCAAGGAUGACGCUGCAGGGGUCAAGGCCGUGUACGACCGCGAGGGCGAGCUGGUGUCCCAGGAGCCGUGCGCGCGCGCGGUCGGCACCACCGUCGCCGUGAAGGAGCUCUUCUCCGGGAUGCCCGUGCGCCGCAAGGAGCUGCUGCGGACCAUCAAGCGCGAGUACGCCAAACUGCUGACGGUCCUGCAGGCCUACGCCCUGAUCGCGACGGACGUGCGCAUGCUGUGCACCAACCAGGCGGGCAAGGGCCCGCGCAGCACGGUUCUCAACACGUCGGGCGCGAAGACCGUCCUCGCGGCGUUCUCCACCGUGUUCGGUCCCAAGCAGGGGGCCGCGGUGCAGGCCCUCGACCACACCGUCGACGCGAGCGCGCUCGGGAAGACCCAGGCCGACGACGACAGCGCCCCGUCUUCGGGGCCCGUCCCGGACUUCAUGGACCUCGCCGCUGGGCCGACGGGGCGGAGGUCCUCGGGCGCGGCGUCGUCGGGCGCGCGGCGGUCGCUGGUGGCCCCCGCGGAGGACGGCGGGGAGGGCAGGCUGCGCAUCGUGGGCCUGGUGUCCAAGCCAGGGAGCGGCGGGGGGCGCGCGAGCGGGGACCGCCAGUUCUUCUACGUCAACGGGCGCCCCGUGGACCUCCCGAAGGCCAGCCGCAUCCUGAACGACGCGUACAGGUCGCUCACCUCACCGGCGGCCGCGACGCACAAGCCGAUGGCCGUCAUCAACUUCCUGGUGGGGCGCGGGUCGUUCGACAUCAACCUGGCGCCGGACAAGCGGCAGGUGCUGCUGCACAAGGAGAGGGCCGCGCUCGACGGACUCAGGCAGGCGCUGGAGUCGGUCUGGGAGCCGUCGCGGUGCACGUACAAGGUGCAGGACCCGACGACGCCCGCGAACGCGCCGCAGACCGCGCCGCCCGCGGCCCCCGCGACCCUCCCCACCCCAACGGAGGCCCGCGAGCUGCCCACGCGGUGCGCGCGGCGGCGCGGCGCGCGGGAACGUGCCGCCACGCCCCCGCUCGACGACAGCGACGCCGGUGGCGGGCAGGAGGUCGGCGCGGGCGCUGAGGACGUCGCCCCGUCGCGGCGCGAGUCGGACGCGCACACGGCCCCCGCGCCCGACGAGGAGGCGACGGAGCCGGCGGCGAAGCGGCCGCGCGUCAGCGACGACGCCGCGGACGUCGCUGCGGGCGACGAGCGCGCGGGCCGGCGACCCCCGCGGCCCCGGCACGCCCGGUCUGCGUCAGGUGCUGCCGCAACAGCACUUGAGGAGGUGGAAGUAGAAGACGGCGACGGUGCUGACGAAGCGGACGUGGACGCCGAGGACGGAGAGGAGGUGGAGCUGGUGGUGCAGGAGGCGGCGCCGCCCCCACCGUCGCUGCAGCAGUUCGGUCUGCGGGCCCCGCCGCUGGCGGAGCGACCGCGGGGCGGCGCGCCGGCGUCGCGCCCCGGCCGCAGCGCCCCGCCGGGCCAGCGGUCGCUCCAGCAGUUCGGGUUCCAGGCAGACGCGGAUCCGGAGCCGCGCCCACCAGCACGGGCCCCUCGGGCGGGGACGCACGCGCAAGCGCCCACGCCAGAGCCACCACAGUCGCCUGCGGGAGUGCCCGCCGCCGAAGACGCCGAGGCGGCACGGACACCAGCCAGGGCGGCGAAGCGGCGGCGGGACCCGGCGACUCCCGCGCGUCCGUCGUUCCCGGCGAACCUGUACGGUUUGUACGCCAUCACACCGUCGCGGUACGACGGGGUGCCGGGGGCGUGGCGGGGCGGCGGGGACUCGGACGCGUCGGAGCUCGCCGAGGACGAGUCCGCCGGGGCGCGGGGGGAAGCGAGCGAGGGCGCGGAGGCUCGCGACGGGGAGGAGUGUGGAGGGGGGGGCGUGGAGGAGGGGGGUGCGGGCCCGGAGGAUCGCGGGGCGGCAGAGGCUGCGUCCAGCCCGCGGACGGGCGGGGACGGUGGUGGCGUGGGCGACGGGGACGUGGAGAUGCUGACGGGGCGCGAGCUGUCGACGGCGCAGGCGCUGGGGGACGGAGGCGGGGACAGCCUCGGCCCGCGCGCGCGUGCGCGGCAGCAGGGUCCGCACGGCGACCUGGGCGUCGACUUCUCCAUGGAGGCGCUCCGGAGCGACUGGGCGCGGCUGCUGGCGUCGACGCGCGAGGCGCAGGGCCGCGGGGGCGACGCGGGGAGGUCAGUGGGGUGCGCGCUGCACGCCGCGCGGCUGGCGGACGCGGGGGCGCAAGCGGGCGCGCAGCACGGACGCGACGCCGCGCAGGAGGUCGUGGAGCUCCCCGCGGAGGAGUGCGACGACGCGGGGCGGGAGCUCGAGCGCGUGUUUGACAAGAAGCUGUUCCGGGAGAUGCAGGUGGUGGGGCAGUUCAACCUGGGCUUCAUCAUCGCGCGGCUGGGCGAGGACCUCUUCAUCGUGGACCAGCACGCCUCGGACGAGAAGUGCACCUUCGAGCGCCUCUGCAAGGAGACGGUCCUCACCAAGCAGCCCCUCAUCAAACCGGCCAGGCUGGACCUGGGCCCCGCCGAGGAGGUGCUGGUGCGGGAGAAGCUGCCGCUGUUCGAGGCCAACGGGUUCACCUUCGCGGACGACCCUGAGUCAGGGCGACUGGUGCUGACGUCGGUGCCGGUGAGCCGCGGCGUCACGCUGGGCGCGAACGAGGUCGCGGAGCUCGUCGGGAUGCUGGCGGGCAACGAGGAGAGCGGGUGGAUGUGGAGCUCGGGCGGGGGGCGCCGGGUGCCGCGGCCGGCGAAAGUGCGCGCGAUGCUCGCGAUGCGGGCCUGCCGGAGCUCGAUCAUGAUCGGCAAGGUGCUGGACCGAAAGACCAUGGCGAAGGUCCUCGCGAUGCUGUCGACGCUGGAUUCGCCCUGGAACUGCCCGCACGGCCGCCCGACCAUGCGGCACCUGUGCGUGCUGCCCGCCCGCCGCGACGAGGACGAGGCGCCGGAAGAGGACGCCCCCGCGGCGCCGGACCUCGCCGAGUUCGGGUUCCAGGCCAGCUGA
Messenger RNA from Pedinophyceae sp. YPF-701, 3354 nucleotides. NCBI's taxonomy places the organism in Eukaryota, Viridiplantae, Chlorophyta, Pedinophyceae. The record is from the annotation of a GenBank genome assembly.